AUGAUCAUCGCAGUUCAAUUACUAGUGUUCAUUUUAAUAAUAUUAUCAACUUUAUUAGUUGUAGGAAUACCUGUCACUCUAGCAUCGCCUGGGCAAUGGGAACAAUCUAAAAAUUUAAUUUAUACUGGUGCAGGAAUAUGGGCAGGCUUAGUCAUUAUAACAGGUUUAGUUAAUUCAUUUAUUAUAUAA
Messenger RNA from Chondrus crispus (carragheen), 189 nucleotides. The record is from the annotation of a RefSeq genome assembly. NCBI's taxonomy places the organism in Eukaryota, Rhodophyta, Florideophyceae, Gigartinales, Gigartinaceae.